This is a messenger RNA of Amyelois transitella, 2469 nucleotides long. Its product is annotated as monocarboxylate transporter 4. The transcript is spliced from 12 exons. Lineage: Eukaryota; Metazoa; Arthropoda; Insecta; Lepidoptera; Pyralidae. Gene Ontology annotation, molecular function: monocarboxylic acid transmembrane transporter activity. Gene Ontology annotation, biological process: transmembrane transport. Bases 540 to 2399 code for a protein of 619 amino acids. The record is from RefSeq and is a predicted model, not a curated record.
CGCGUGCCGCCUUCGCAUUACCACAUCAUGACACCCGCUCAACUUUCCGUACUUUUCCACGCGAGCUCUCGCGUUUUUCCCGCCUUGUUUGUUUUCGCGCGCUAGUGCGGUACGGUGAUUUUUGUGAAUGAAUCUGUGGUUCGGCCGCUUGUGUUAUUUAAUUGCUGUUGGUUUAGACGUUUACAUUUGCGAAGCCUAGAAGCAAUGGUGACAAAUAAAAAAAUCAAGAAUGAAUUUCUAGCUACCGCCUACAUAGUUUAAAGAAUGACAGUUGAUGAAACAGUGCCAUAGACCGCGAAUGUCGGAUGCGAAGGCGGGACGCGUGAUGAUAGGAAAGUGACAGUGCGUAUGAGUGUGUGACGUGGACUUACUAUGGUGUCAGGGCAGCGUGAAGGGAUGCAGUGGCUGUGACGUCACGGGCGCAAGAGCGGCGGAUGCGGCGAGGCAGCAUCUACAGUGUAAGCGAAGGCGUGGAGCGGUGCGCCUGUCUUAGGUAGCGAGGGCGCGGGUGCGGGUGCGGGUGCAGCCAUGGCCGGCUGAUGGACCCUGGCUACUGGUCCCCGUCGCCGUCGGCCUCACCGCCGCCGCCGCCCCGCGCCCCGCCGCCGCGCUGCCGCUGUCGCCCUCUCCUCUCCACGAGCUACAACUGCCUGCCCCACUAUGACGGUUGGGGCGAUGGCGAGGAAGAGUCGACGGGCGGCGCGCUGCGCGAGCGAGAACUUCGCUCACUGCACCGCACCGUGCCCGCCCUCCGACGCCGGGAGCUGGACACUCGCGCCAUCAAACAUCACUUCUAUCCUGAAGGAGGGUGGGGAUGGAUCGUGUGCGGAGCAGCGUUCCUGGCCCACCUGCUGUCCACAGGGCUCCAGCUAGCCUACGGGGCGCUCCACGUCUACGCCCUGAGGCACCUGGGCCCAACCGCCGAUCAUGCUGUAUGGGCCGGCGCAAUCUGCGUGGGAGUGUCCCGUGCUGCUGGCGCCCUGGUCUCCAGUAGGAAGAAGUCUCCGAGGCUGGCGGCCUUGGUGGGCGGUCUGCUGCUGCCUCUCGCCUGCCUCUUCACAUCUUUCGCCACGCAACUACAUCAGACUAUGUUGAGUUAUGGCGUGGUCCUGGGUAUUGGCUGUGGGUUAGUCAGAGAGGCAGCUGGUCUGGUGCUGGGCGCGUACUUCAGGAGACGGAGGCAAUUUGUGGAGCUGGUCGCGCAUGCUGGAGGCGGGGUGGGAAUAGCGCUGUUUAGUGUUGCUUAUAAAGAAGCUGUAGGUAAACUCGGUUGGCGGCUGGGCUUGCAAGCAGUGACGGGUAUAUUGGUGCUAGCGUUUUUCCUAAGCGCGGUGUACCGCAGCGCCUCGCUCUACCACCCCCAGAGACGCGCCAUUCUACACCUCAAAAACCAACGACGCAAGGUGAAAGAGAAGAAAGGCCUAAAAAGACCCCCGCUUAUCGAUUUAAGUCCUCUUCGCUCGCGGCCUGCCAAAGUUUUGUUGUUAGCUGCUGGAUUAGCAGCUUUCGGGCUUUACACCCCAGUGUUUUUCUUGGCUUUACAAGGUUCUCAAGAGGGUUUAGAGGAGAGUGCCCUGGUGCUGCUCCAGACGUUCCUGGGGUUCGCCGCGGUCCUGGGUUGCGCCGGCUUUGGGCUCGUGCUGGUGCGGCCCUCGGCCCAGUGCCUCGUCUCUAAACAGUAUUUGUGCCAAACCGCUAUGUUGGGAAUAGGAAUUUCUAUGUUAGCGUUAAGUAGCGUCGAAGGCUACCACGGAUAUGUCCUGUUCGCUUGGAUGUAUGGAUUAUGUUUAGGAGGAUUUCUUUAUUCUAUCAAAAUGCUUACAAUGGAACGCGUUCGUGGAAGACAUUUCAGUAAAGUAUGGGGUUACGUCCAGGGAGCUGAAGCUAUCCCUGUAAUGGUGGGUGUGCCUAUGACUGGGUACAUCAACCAGCAGGCACCGAGAGCGGGAUUCUAUUUCUCUACCGCAGCAACUCUGGCCGGAGCCUUAUUGUUGUUCUUCGUGGGGUUCUCCAAGCGGGAGCCCGAGCCGCCGCCGCCCGCGCCCGCGCCCACCAUAUCCGAAGCAUGUCCGUGCGUGACUCCGCCGCGGUGUGAACCAGCGUGGUGCGCCUGUAGCGCUGGCGGCGCCACGGCCUACUGCGCCUGGCCGGGUCCCACUUGUGGCUCUCGUCUGCCCAAAUCUUUAUCUUACGCGGCCCCGCUCAACCAUACUUGUUGCCCCGCGACUACCAAUCAUUGCCCGGAGUGCUACCGGCGUGCCGCGCCCCUGCGACCGUCACGCAGCGUGCCGGAAGGCCUGGCUCGCCGCGGCAGCACAUGGAGCCGAGGUGGCUCCUGCAGAGCGCCCUGUCGCAGAAGAGAGCACCACCUCAUCGAACAAAUCACCACAUCUGUAUGAUACAUACAGAUCAAAAAACUUGUGCAUUUGCUAAUAAAAACACUCAAAAGUGAUAAUAUGUUAUGUGUAA